CUGCAUCUCUUUGUAUCUCUGCUGCUUGGCUGGGUGCAGGAAUGAGUGUGGCGGUGGUGCACAAAGGAUUCCUCAGGAAAUAUGGUGGCUUCAUGUUCAAACAAUGGAAGGAAAAGUACCUGGUGUUGACGGUGGAAGGGAAUCUGAUGGUGUGCCGAGAUGCAGACUCACCGCCGGACCAGGUGGUGGCGCUGCAGAGUAACUGUGAGUCCAUAGUGGAGGGUAAAGAAAUCUUGGAUUUGCCCCGUUUGCCUUCUGGAGGCCGCAGAGACAGCUGCUUCGCCCUUAUCCUGCCCCAAGACAAGUUCCUCCUCCCGCUCUCAGACAGUCCAGACGAGUGCACUCAAUGGCUGAAGUUACUCAGGAAGGUGAAAGAGGGUGUGACUUCACCACUCGCCCUGAAGAGACAGCAGAGCAUCACACCCUGCAUCACGGACAGAGAGCCGCUUCCAGACGUCUCCAGUGACAAAGACCCCUCGUCCCCGCACCUCAGCGACAAGGGCCUGAGCUCCCCGCUGGUCCGCUCCAGAGAAAACUCCUUCAGACACAGAGGCAGCAUAAAUGCAGCGGCCUCCCCACAGCCCCACCGCGGCUGUGCCCCUUCGCUCUGCAGACUGUCUGCGGCACGGAAACAGCAGCAAUGCCCGGGCCGUGAGAGCGGUCUGUCUGCUGAUGGGUGGAGCAGCCGCAUCCUCGGCGCUGGGAUACCUCAACUCCUGUCCAUCCGCCUCCUCCAACAUGGCCAUCCACGCUCCUGAAGUGACCCACUCCACAGCAUUAUCGGAGAUGGGGGGAGGCAGCUCUUACCAUGCCUGCAGCCAAGCCAUAGAGUCGCCACAUGUCAA
This is a messenger RNA of Sinocyclocheilus rhinocerous, 845 nucleotides long. RefSeq lists its product as uncharacterized. The transcript has 5 exons. NCBI's taxonomy places the organism in Eukaryota, Metazoa, Chordata, Actinopteri, Cypriniformes, Cyprinidae. Bases 42 to 758 code for a protein of 238 amino acids. Gene Ontology annotation, biological process: regulation of cell differentiation. The record is from RefSeq and is a predicted model, not a curated record. Gene Ontology annotation, cellular component: membrane.